This is a messenger RNA of Pediculus humanus corporis (human body louse), 1200 nucleotides long. RefSeq names its product F-box/leucine rich repeat protein, putative. Gene Ontology annotation, molecular function: protein binding. NCBI's taxonomy places the organism in Eukaryota, Metazoa, Arthropoda, Insecta, Psocodea, Pediculidae. Bases 1 to 1200 code for a protein of 399 amino acids. The transcript has 3 exons. The record is from RefSeq and is a predicted model, not a curated record.
AUGCAACAAGAUUGGGAGAAGAAAUCAAUAAGGGCUCUACCAAACGAAAUACUUCUAACGAUAUUUUCCUACCUUCAAACCCACGAUGUCAAAUACAACAUAUCGAAAGUUUGCAUUCAGUGGUCGUAUUUAUCGCGAGAUAAAAAACUAUGGACGAAAUUAAAUUAUAAGACGACGAGUAAAUCAACGAGAACUUUCGGCGUCGAAUCCUGGUAUUCAACAUUGAAAUUUCUAGAAAAUACUCCCCAACUUCGAAACAUCGUAAUUUCUCAAUGUCACACCGAAGAAGAAAUAAUCGAAAUAUUAAAAUCUCUCAACGUUCAUUGUCCGAAAUUGCGUCACAUGGAAUUCGACAUGGAUGUCGGAAACGUGUUUAAACACCUCAAAGGAAUGGAUAAUUUAUUAAAAACCGUCGAAUCCCUAAAAAUCAAACUUGGUUCCUGUCAAUCUCAAUCGAACGUGUUUAAAAUUUUAACGGAAUUUAAAAACCUAAGAAAAAUUGUUUUUAUCGGAGCGAAUCCACCGACUCCGGGAUUUAGUUUUUUUUUACGGGAAUCCCCCAAUUUGGAAAAUGUUAGCGUGUCGGGAGUGGAAUUUUCUAAAAAUAAUUUUAUGUCCUUGUGGAAAUUCAAAGACAAAUUUAUUGGAUUGGAUAUAAAAAUUGAUAAAUUGGACGGUAACUCAUUGAAAUUGUUAUCCGUUUUCCCUAAUUUAAAAAAUUUAAUGGUCACCGAUGGAAAUUCAUCUCCGGAAAAGUUGGGAUGCGUCGGCCGUUUUAAAUAUUUAAAAAUUUUACACCUUCAAGAGGAAGCAUCGUCACCCGUACUCACAUCCACCGCAAUCACGGAAUUUUUUCAAUAUGGAUGUUUUACUCAUUUAAGAGAAUUAAAACUUCACAAGAGCAGAUUGAACGAUGAUGGAGCAGCUGAAAUUCGUAGGAAUUGUCCCAAUUUAUUAUAUUUGGAAGUUAUGACUUAUCCCAGAAGUAUUAGCAGUUUAACGAAAAAAGCACUUCUUCAUUUUAUUCAUUGUAAACGUCUUUUGCAUUUUGAAAUAUUAUUUGAUAACAGCCAAGAAACAGAUUGGAUAUACAGAAGGAUAAGACACGUUCAUCACGAUUGUCAAAUAGAAAAACCUUGUCCGAUGGGUUUGGAAAAACUUCUUGACGCUUGGGAUGAAAUUCAUAUUCCUGUUGAUUAA